AUGAUUGGUACAACUGCAAUGUUGUAUGGUGGCGGUGCUGUAAGGAGUCCAUAAAUGAAGAGCGAUAAAGCGUUCAAAAUUGAAUGUAAAAUUAAUCUGGGAGUUUUAGUGAAAGAAGGAAAUAAAUGAGUUAUAUACCAAACAUAAGCAAUUAUGCAACAAAAUUAGCAGGAGUACUGGCCUAUAUGGUCCAGUAUGGUUGUAUAACGCACUGUGUUUUAGAAUAUGUUGGAGAUUUUGUUAUAUGUACAGGGCCCUCAAUGGAACCAACUAUUUAUUCAAAUGAUAUACUUCUGACUGAGCACAUAACUCCAAGGUUUCAACGCAUCAAGAAAGGUGACAUAAUAAUUGCCAAAUCUCCAUCAAAUCCUCAGAUACAUGUUUGUAAAAGAGUUACAGGGAUGCCAGGUGACAAAGUAUUAGUGGGAUUUUCAUCCAAAGUGGUUCCUCGUGGUCAUGUUUGGCUUGAAGGGGACAAUCGCAGUAAUUCAGCAGACUCUAGAAUAUAUGGUCCUGUUCCACAAGGGCUUAUUUGUGCUCGAGCUCUUUGUCGAGUUUGGCCACCAAAGGAAAUAAAAAUGUUAACACACAAAAAAGGACAAGUUAUUGUGAGAUGAUUAAAUCUGGUAUAUUCAUAAUAUGUUCCUCUCUUUCACUUUUCAUGUAAUAGUGAAUUUUUUUAUAUUAAAUCUGAUGUUUUGUGAUUUUAUGGCUCUUGCUGAAGAAUGGUCAUAAAAAAGUGUUUCCAGAUGUAUUAUGUAAAAUUUGGUACAGAAUAUUGUAGUUGGUGAAGUACAUGUGGUUGGAUAAUAUUGUAAUGAUCAUGGAAAAAACAUUGAUUAACCUUUUUUGAAA
Molecule: messenger RNA, 855 nt
Organism: Zootermopsis nevadensis
Lineage: Eukaryota; Metazoa; Arthropoda; Insecta; Blattodea; Termopsidae
Product: mitochondrial inner membrane protease subunit 1
Cellular component (GO): mitochondrial inner membrane peptidase complex; membrane
Molecular function (GO): serine-type endopeptidase activity
Source: RefSeq, a predicted model, not a curated record